Messenger RNA from Vigna radiata var. radiata (mung bean), 1935 nucleotides. Its product is annotated as vacuolar cation/proton exchanger 3-like. The record is from RefSeq. Gene Ontology annotation, biological process: intracellular calcium ion homeostasis; calcium ion transmembrane transport. NCBI's taxonomy places the organism in Eukaryota, Viridiplantae, Streptophyta, Magnoliopsida, Fabales, Fabaceae. Gene Ontology annotation, molecular function: calcium:proton antiporter activity. Gene Ontology annotation, cellular component: plant-type vacuole membrane.
UAACUGCAAGAAGAUACCUUCUGUAGUUUUUGUGGUUUAUGCAGCCAAAACGAAAGGCUCAUUGCAUCACAUUUUUUUGGCUCCCUGUGCCCUUGUGUUUCUUCUAGCUAAAACCUCACACAGAUAACAAAAAUGGGUUCUCACCAACACGAACCAUGGCUACUGGAGAACGGAAACCCGAAGGUGUUGACAAGGGAAAUGAGACAUGGUCGCACUGCGCACAGCAAGUCUUCCAACUCACUUCGCACGAAGUCUGAUCGCACUCUUGUUUCUAAGGUUCCCUGUGCCACUAUCAGAAACGUACUUUUCAACUUGCAAGAGGUUAUCCUUGGCACCAAGCUUUCCAUUCUCAUCCCUGCCAUUCCUGUUGCCAUUGUUGCUGAGUACUGUGGCUUUGGAAGACCUUGGGUUUUCGUGUUGAGCUUGCUUGGACUUACCCCACUUGCUGAACGUGUGAGCUUCAUCACUGAACAAGUUGCCUUCUACACUGGUCCUACAGUUGGAGGACUUCUGAACGCGACGUGUGGGAAUGUUACGGAGCUCAUAAUAGCAAUAUUUGCGCUUAGCAGUAACAAGAUUGCUGUGGUCAAGUAUUCUCUGUUGGGUUCUAUUCUUUCCAACCUUCUUCUGGUUCUUGGCACCUCUCUAUUAUGUGGCGGCAUUGCAAACGUUGGAUUGGAACAAAAAUAUGAUAGAAGACAAGGAGAUGUGAACUCACUUAUGCUGCUGUUGGCAUUGUUGUGCUACUUACUUCCAAUGCUGUUCAAAUAUAGCGCUGCCUCAGCUGCUCUCACUGUUGAUCCUUCACUCCACUUGUCUAGAGCUUCUAGCAUUGUGAUGCUGAUUGCAUAUGUUGUUUACAUAAUCUUUCAACUGUGGACACACAGGCAGCUAUUUGAAGCUGAAGAUGAGGAUGAAGAUGACAACAAUGGUUCAGAUGAACAAGCCGUCAUUGGACUCUGGAGUGGCAUUGCUUGGCUGAUUGGGAUGACUGUGUUCAUUGCUCUGUUGUCUGAAUAUGUGGUGGAUACAAUUGAGGAUGCAUCAGAUUCAUGGGGUUUGUCUGUGAGCUUCCUCAGCAUAAUCUUGCUACCAAUAGUUGGCAAUGCCGCUGAACAUGCAGGAGCAGUCAUAUUUGCUUUCAAGAACAAGCUGGACAUCUCAUUGGGUGUUGCAUUGGGUUCAGCAACUCAGAUUGCCAUGUUUGUGGUCCCUUUGUGUGUGAUCGUUGCUUGGACAAUGGGUGUCAAAAUGGAUUUGAACUUCAACAUCCUAGAGACAGGUUCCGUUGCUUUGGCAAUAAUAGUCACAAGCUUCACUUUACAGGAUGGUACUUCUCACUACAUGAAAGGCCUUGUUCUCCUGCUGUGCUACAUAGUUAUUGGAGCUUGCUUCUUCGUACAAAGAACACCAUUGAACCAAGCUGAUGUUACAAACAUCAUUCCUAAUGGAGUUUUAAGUGCUUAGUGGGUAAGUUGCAACUUAUUGGCACAUAAAAUCCUUCAGUGGGCAUAAAAGUUAACUGGGAACUUGGAUUACAGGCUUUGGCCUAUAUUUGUCCUUUGCUGAGAUGAAGAAUGGUGGCAUCCAAACCCAAAAUCAAAUGAAAUGGAUUGGUUAGUGUUUCAUUCUGAUCACUUUCAUAUAUCCAUAAAGAAAGGAGAAAAGAAGUGUGCAAGUAUUUGCAAAUGGAACACUGUGUGCAAGAUCAAUCAAUCAUACGUGUGUUCUAUCAGAGAGUUGGUUUUUGAUCCUGUGCUUCAGUAAAUGCCAAUAAGUGGAGAAUGUUCUUGUUUGAGUUUGGUUUAGAAAGAAUCUCUUUUCAGUUUGCAGAAUAUCUAUUUUGUUUCUACUUACUACUACUCUAUGUACGACCUUUUGCAUGUGACUCCUUAUGAGUUUUCAAAGUUAUAUUCAUAUGUUUGCUUUUUCUUC